AUGCCCUCUGCGAAGGCUCGAGAGGGCCGCAAGGGCAAGCGCUCAUGGUCUACUAGCAGCAAAGCGCAAUCUACGACCAGCACAGCAGCCACAGAUGCGAGCGACAAUGGCCAGAAGCAUCCAUGGAGGGCCCUUUUCUUCUUCACCACGAAGGCGAACAUCCCGAUACUUGUCCUGGGCAUCUCCUUCUCAGCGAUGGCCGGCGCCAUGAUUCCUGCAUCAGCCUACGUGGAGGGCAAGCUCUUUGACGGUUUCACGUCCUACGCUACCGGCAAGAUCAGUGAGGAAGAGUUUUUUAACAGGGAAAAGAAGUACAUCUUUUACUUGCUUGGGGUGGCGGGAGGGUCAUGGCUUUUCAACUUCAUGGAGAUGACGGUCUGGAUCGCUUUUGGAGAACUACAGGCGAAGAGCGCAAGAGAUCGGCUGUUCCACGGUCUACUGAAGAAGGACAUUGCUUGGUACGAUCUAAGGAAGAAUGGAAUCGGCGCCCUACUCCCACGAAUACAGGCGCAGAUCAGGGAGCUCCAGCUUUCGACAUCACAGCCGCUCGGCGCGAUAGUCAGUCUGGUCUCGACUUCGAUCCUGUCGCUGAUCCAGGCACUCUACAUCUCUUGGGAUCUGACUUUGGUCUCCAUCGCCAGCACACCGCUCAUCAUGGUUGCGGUGCUGUGGGCAGGCAGGAACAUGCAGAGGAGCUACGACUUGCAGCAGAAGAAGCUCACGGAGGCUCAGAAGUACACAUCCUCUGCCUUCACGUCCAUCGAGACGGUCAAAUGUUUCAACGGUCAGGAGAUCGAGCACGACAAGUACAUGAAGAAGGUGUCUGAAGCUGCACGGUUUUACUAUCGAGUGGCGAGCGCCAAUGCGCUGCAACUGGCGAUGUUCGUUCUGCUGUCGAUAUCGAUGUUUGUUCAGGGCUUCUACUAUGGUGGCGUAUUGAUCAGGGAGCACAAAAAGACCGUAGCCGAUGUUCUGACAACAUUUCUCUCGGCUAUUGGGGCUUUCCAGGCGCUGAACGGGAUCAUUCCAACGCUGCUGUUCUUGGAGAAGGGGAAGAUCGCUGGGUCGACAUUGAGGACCAUCAUGGCGGAGAUGCAGCGAGGGUCCAAUGUUCAGGGCGGUCAAGGCAUGGUUGCGCCGUCGAAAUGCUUCGGCGACAUUGAUGUCAAGAAUGUCACCUUCGCGUACCCUUCGCUUCCGCAACAGCUUGCUCUCGAUGAUGUGACGCUCUAUAUCCCGGGCGGUGAGAUGACGUUCCUGAUUGGAAAGAGUGGAAGUGGGAAGAGUACGCUCGGCCAGCUGUUGUUACGAUUCUACCGCUCGCAGACAGGAAAUAUCACGCUGGACGGUGUGGGACUGGAACAGAUCGACCUGAAAUGGCUGCGGACGAACGUCACGCUGAUAGAGCAGAGCAGUAAUCUGUUCAAUGAUACGGUGUUCAACAACAUAGCUUUCGGCAAGAGUGACCAUGGCAAAGUCAGCAAGCAGGAAGUGCUGGAAGCGGUGGAGUUUGCGCUGCUGCAGCUCAUGAUCAACGACAUGCCGAAUGGAUUCGAGACCGUUGUCGGCUACAAAGGAGGAUCCAUGUCAGGCGGACAGAGACAGCGUAUGGCAUUGGCCAGAGCAAGACUGAGAGAUACGCCAGUCCUGCUACUGGACGAGUCUACCAGCGCUCUGGACCAGAUCAGUCGAGGGCUGAUGAUGGACGCUAUCCGCCAGUGGCGGCGCGGCAAGACGACCAUUGUCAUUACGCACGACAUCUCACAGAUACAAGCGGAUGACUACGCCUACAUCCUCGAACAUGGCAAGCUUGUCCAAGAAGGAUACCGCAAGCACAUGGAGAUGAUCAGGGAUUCGCCAUUCCAGGGCUUCUUGCCGCCUGAACAGCGAGCUGCAGCGUCGCCGUACGACUCCAGGAAGCACACAGCCUUUGAGUCGAUCCGCACCAGAGGCUCCAGCCUAGACUCGCCGACGUACCGCUUCAGCACGAUCACAAAUGACCCCCUCGAAGCCCACCUUGACGCCAGCGAGAACAAGCGCGCGACAGUGCUGUUCAACUUGUUUCCGGACAAGAGGCCUCUGCCAGGACCUGGAGCGGGAGGCUUCACUGCUCCUUGGAUGCGCUUGGCUGCCUCUCCACCUUCGCCUGAGAACGCCGACACAAGCCCACAGAGAGCGUCUGGCUGGUGGGAUCCAAGACCGCUCAAGCCGGUGCCAGAAGAGUCCACGAGUGCCACGAGUGCAAAGCGGACCUCGAAACUGCUUGAGGGCUGGCUCGAUAGGGCGGGCAAGUCUGCAGCUGAAUCCAGGAUGUCUUCGACGGGGCAGAGACGGCAACGCAAAGAGAUACAGCCUAUGGUCGCAGUUGAGGAGCAGACGCAGUCUGGGACGACAUCCGUGACGGGCGAUGCUCCAGACGAAGAGGCCCAAGUGGUCCAACACAAGUCGUACAAGGAACUCCUUGCCACUCUGUGGCCGUCUAUCGACAUGUCUACUAAGGCUGUCCUCAUUGUUGGGUGCUACAGUACGACGAUCCACGCUUUUGGCUCGCCAAUCUUCGCCUUCGUGCUGUCAAAGCUUCUGAGGACAUAUGCUAUUCCAGGAGGCGACAAGAAAAAGGCACUGCUUUACUCCACGAUCAUGCUGGGACUCGCAUUCGUUGAUGCGAUUCACACCUACUUCAGCCACAUGUGCCUCGAGUAUGUGGGCCAACGGUGGGUUGACAGCAUCCGCUCGAAAGCGAUGAACAAGAUCCUGGACCAGCCUCGAGCAUUUUUCGACAAGGAAGAGAACGCCGUAUCUAGGCUCACCGGCAAUCUGGACCGCAACGCAGAAGAGCUACGCAAUCUGGUCGGUCGCUUCAGCGGUCUCAUCUGGACUGCCGCAGUGAUGUCUUCCGUGGCCGUCGUGUGGGCUACGAUAGCGCAGUGGAAGAUGACUUUGAUCGCACUCAUCGCUGCACCAUACAUUUUCGGCGUUACAAAGGUCUACGCGGCCGUGAGCGCGAAGUGGGAAAGCCACAGCAACAGUGCAGCAGAAGAUGCAGCGUCCAUCUUCACGGAGACCUUCACCAACAUCAAGACCGUGCGAGCGCUUACGCUGGAGCAGCACUUCGUCGAUAAAUACACCAAGGCGACGAAUUUCGCUCUGAAUGUCGGUCUGCGGCGAUCGUUCUUCGCUGGCUUCUUCUACGGCAUCUCGGAUUCUGCUGGCAACUUUGCUAUAGCUAUGGUGUUCUAUGUUGGUGCUCGGUUGGUCAAGUCGGGAACGCCAGUGCAAGAUGUGGUGCAGGUGUUCACCAUGCUCAUCUUCACAAUCACCAAUCUUGGUUUCAUCUUGGUCGCCAUACCACAGAUUGGAUCCACGAAGGACACAGGCUCUCGACUGCUGCGCCUAGCGGACCUUCCAGAAGACUCGCACGAGCAUCUUGGUGACACCAGGAUCACUACUGUUGGCGAUAUUGUAUUGGAAGAUCUGAGGUUCGCCUACCCUUCUCGCCCGGACCAAAUUGUCCUUCGUGACAUCAACUUGCACAUCCAGCCAGGCGCUUCGACGGCGAUCGUGGGUGGCUCCGGGUCCGGCAAGUCGACUAUUGCCAACCUUCUGCUGAACCUCUACGGCACGGACACGAGUCUUGAUGGCACCUAUCACCGUAAUGGCGAUGUGAUACUAGGCGGCCGAAGCAUCCAGCACAUCGACACAGCAUCUCUGCGUUCGCUCGUGACGCCUGUUUCGCAGACACCAACGCUGUUCUCAGCAACUGUGGCGGAGAAUAUUGCAUACGGUUUGCCUCCGGACUCACCUCACAUUUCUUCGUUGGCGAUACAGGCCGCUGCCGCCCAGUCUGGCAUCCACGAGUUCAUCGUCAGCCUCCCGCAUGGCUACGAUACACAAGUCGGCGACGGCGGUCUCGGUCUCUCUGGUGGUCAAGCGCAGAGACUCGCUGUCGCCAGAGCACUCGUACGCAAGCCAGCCGUCUUGAUCCUGGACGAGGCCACUUCGGCGCUCGAUGUCGAAUCAGCCAACCUUGUCCGCCAGACUAUUGAGAGUCUGGUGCGGGAGACAGAGAUGAAUAUGACUGUCAUCAUCAUCACACAUCACAGGGACAUGAUGGCGAUUGCUGACCAUGUUGUCGUUCUGGACCAAGGAAGCAUUGCAGAGGAAGGUGGAUUUCAGGAGUUGCUGGCGAAGAAUGGUGCUCUGGCGAAUCUACUAAGUGGUGGGGAGUGGACUGAGCAGAAGCCGCAGGCUAAGGCGAGGAGCAGGGGAGGGCCGUUCACGAAGGAGAUUGAGUGGAAGGGAAGGGGGAGGAAGAAGUCUAUUCGUCGGUAG
Saxophila tyrrhenica is the source of this 4332-nucleotide messenger RNA. RefSeq names its product ATP-dependent permease (gene HST6). Lineage: Eukaryota; Fungi; Ascomycota; Dothideomycetes; Mycosphaerellales; Extremaceae. Bases 1 to 4332 code for a protein of 1443 amino acids. Gene Ontology annotation, biological process: transmembrane transport. Gene Ontology annotation, molecular function: ATP hydrolysis activity; ABC-type transporter activity; ATP binding. The transcript has a single exon. Gene Ontology annotation, cellular component: membrane. The record is from RefSeq and is a predicted model, not a curated record.